This is a messenger RNA of Trypanosoma grayi, 399 nucleotides long. RefSeq lists its product as hypothetical. NCBI's taxonomy places the organism in Eukaryota, Euglenozoa, Kinetoplastea, Trypanosomatida, Trypanosomatidae. Bases 1 to 399 code for a protein of 132 amino acids. The record is from RefSeq and is a predicted model, not a curated record. The transcript has a single exon.
AUGCGAACUUGUACAAUCCUCAGGAUCAGGCGCAGGGCAGCUACCCGCGAGCCCAACAACAGGGAGGCUACGACGGUCAGCAGCAGGGUGGCUACGGCGGUCAGUCUGGCGGCUAUUAUCCGCCACAACAGGGAGGCUACGGCGGUCAGUCUGGCGGCUAUUAUCCGCCACAACAGGGAGGCUACGGCGGUCAGGCUGGCGGCUAUUAUCCGCCACAACAGGGAGGCUACGACGGUCAGCAGCAGGGUGGAUACGGCGGUCAGUCUGGCGGCUAUUAUCCGCCACAACAGGGAGGCUACGGCGGUCAGUCUGGCGGCUAUUAUCCCCCACAACGGGGUGGCUACGGCGGUCAGUCUGGCGGCUAUUAUCCCCCACAACGGGGUGGCUACGGUGGAAUGA